This is a messenger RNA of Xyrichtys novacula (pearly razorfish), 12051 nucleotides long. The record is from the annotation of a GenBank genome assembly. NCBI's taxonomy places the organism in Eukaryota, Metazoa, Chordata, Actinopteri, Labriformes, Labridae.
UCCCUCUGUGCGUCAGAGCGCAGGCAGAGGAGGGAGCAGAGGACCCCGGCUCACAGCGGGACGCACUGUACACGCCGUGAAUUUUACUACUGCAACUCACCAGAGAAACGUGAUUUAUCAGAGCGAAAAUUGGCGAAACAGUGGAACCUUGCUGGAUUAUUGAUCGGAAAACUUUGGCCUUGACCACAUCACAACUCUGCGGUCAGGUAAGUUUUGGCUGCGUAAUAUUAAACCAGCGUAAUAUUGAGAAGGCUAGCCAAGAGUGGUUUCACUGUGUGCACUUUAUGAAAAAAGUAGGCUAACCACGAACACAUGACUGCAGACAACCCCGCUGUGCAACCUCAGAUCUCAGAGGUCCUGUGGGAAAAACUCAAAUUUCUAUCUAUCUAUCUAUCUAUCUAUCUAUCUAUCUAUCUAUCUAUCUAUCAGAUUUAUGAGCAAAAUGAAAAGUUUGCAUGAUGAAUUAGUGAAGUUAUUUCACCCUCAUAAUUCUCUUUUUGGCAUGGUAGUCUUAAAUUCUGACUUGGUUGAAGUUUUUAUGACCUAUACCAUAAUAACUUUGUUUUCAAAGGGGUAACACAGAUAGGAGAAGGCAGGCAGGCUGUCUUGUAGCUUCACACUCUGACAGUGUUGAUCUAUUUGUGUAAUUAGUCACAGGAUUUGCACACUUUGAUUUCAUGACCUGCAGAUUAUGUGACGCAAAUGUAUUGGCUACUCGGGGGACUCUAUACAGUCUUGUAUUUGAUGGAUGUGUUGCGUUGCCCCCACAACAACAUUUCAAUCAAGAGAGUAAAGCUGGGCCCAGUUCACUGGCUCUCUCCUGCUGUCUGAGAUUUAUUGGAUCCUUUUAUGUGGGAAACCAUUGAACACCAGGGAACUGGCAGAAAAACACAUUUUUACACCUUGAAAAUGAAAAGAAAUGAGUCUAUAUAAACUUUAACUGUCACAUUUGCCAAAUUGGAUGCAGUGGAAUAACUCAGGUUUGACUUUUUUGACUUUGGGCUAUCUCUCAUCCCAUGUUGGAAAUCCAAACAGUUGGACAUGUGCAUUGAUGUUUGCAGAUUUAGACACACGCAACAUUCCUGUUAAAGCCUUUAGGUGUGCCUGUUGUUUCUUACUGAGUAUCUGGGAAACAAAAUAAUAGGAACAUCUUGCAAAAUACCAAAAACCAUAUGUCCAAAAUUGACCACAUUGAAUCAACAUCUCUGUAAUGCCUAUUUACCCAACACAUUGUAAACUCCACGAUCAGUUGGUGCUGAGAGAAAACAGCUUUAAUUUCAUAGUUGUUUGUGUAUUUUGUCGUGGUUUGUUGUCCUGCGGUGUUUCAGCUGAAUGUUAAGUUUUUCAUGCAGUGAGACAGCUUCAGAACCAGGCCUGCAGGAUAUGAGGAAAAGAUCCUGUUUUCUUUGCAUUGUCCAUCAUUGUCUUAAAAUAAAACGGGUGAUGAAUAAACAAAUAUUAAGGGUUGCAUUUUAGCUUUGACUCAAACUUUCUAUGUUUAUGUGCUUGUUCUUGUGUAUGAAUUUGUCCUUCCUCAACCAAAACAAAUCCACCCAGCAGUUAAAUGUUAAGUGAGACAGGAAUUUGUAAUUCCCCUUAAAGUUGUCUUAUUCAAUGUGACAAAGUUAGACUUUGGUUCAGACUUUGAUGAUACUCAUUUUGUGAUAGAAAAUAAGUUUAAAUUGAAAAAAAGUGACUUAAUUGCUUCUCUAGCUCAAUUGUGAGGCUUUGGGUAUUUUGACAUAAAGACACUUGAACUAAGUCCUCCAUCACAGUUUAGUAUUAGGAUAGGGGCACAAAAAGGAUGUUUCUAUGUCUAUAUGCUCCUAUAAAAAAUCUUAUGGCCUCAGAGAUUUAUAGAAUGACCCUUAAUAUGCACCUGAUACAUAUGUUAAAAACAUCAGGACUAUGCGCAAUAACUGAAUAUGAAAUAGUGCUACAGUGCUCUGCCUACAAACUCAAUAUAAACUAUCUGACAGCUAAAAUGAUAAUAAUAUUCAUGACAACUCUCAACACAUAAGGCACCAAACAUAAACCAUUCACACUUUGAGCAUAGUUUGCAGGUAUUGUGUCAUUUGUGCCCUCAGGAUGUUUAAUACAGGACUUUGAUAGAGUUUGUGUGUUUUUGCUGUAACUACCUUUACUAUCUGUUAGUAAAGUAUCUGAAUAAAUCCACAACUGCAGCCUGAUAAAGGCAAGAAUAUGUCAAAUGUUGUAACAGGGAGGAUCAGCAGAUAAAAGGUUGUUUACAGUCCUGUCCAAAUCCUUAGACAUUAUAAGAAAGUAUAUAUUUGAAUGGAAAAAUUCCAGAUUAUUAAAUGAUAGUCAAAGAUAUAUAUAUUUUAUUACAUUUUUAUAAUCAGUUUACUCAAAUCUAAAAGAAUAUCUGUGGCGUUGCUUAUAUUGCAGUUUGUCCUCUCUCUCUCCACUUCUUCCUGUUAUCUCCGUUUUAUCGCCUCUCUUUUGGCUCCAGGUCACUCUCAUGACUCGUGCUCUCUCAGACGUUUGACUUUAGCUUUUAGUUCUUCCGCUCUGUCCUCACUGUGCCUUCAUGGUACUCAAUAUUGUCCUCCUUUUGUUCUUUAAGCAGGACCAGUAAAGUUUCCCUAAUAUCAGUCUUUUUCUGUCUAUACUUCUACACUUUCCAUUGAUACAUUAGAUUAAAAAGGUUUGCCCAACUAAAACUCAGCUUUCUGAUCAGAUCAGACAGUGCUGCGCUGACAUGGACUAAUGAGGCCCCUACCAUGUUAUGUGGCACAAAGACAUGAUUCAUGUGACAGGCAGAGCAUGUCUGGACCUUAGCCAAAUUUUUCAAAAUGGAUUCUUGUGACAUGUCUGUGAGUUCAUCCAUGUGAUUUUGUUUCUUUGUGUGUGUGUGUGUGUGUGUGUGUGUGUGUGUGUGUGUUCAGAACAAACCUCAGUCUUUACGGGGCUGAGCAGCUCGUAAAUUAGUCGUUUGUGUAUUAAUGUGUUAUGUAAGAAUAAUUAUAGCUCUAUAUAUGUGAUCACAAAGUAGAAAAAACUACCCUAAGCCUUUGUCCUUGGUCUUUUGCCUUUCAUGGUGUCAUGAAAGUGUGCAAUUCUUGUGAGUGUGUGUGCAUGUGUGUGCCUGUUAGCAUGUCUCUAAAGAUAUUGCAGACUUUAUCAAUAAGCCCUUUUAUCCCUAAAGAUGCCCCAGGGCAUUCUAGGGAGUACACAUGACUCUUGAGAGGCCCAGGAACUAGUUAGGGUCUUCUGUGAGAGUCGUAAAAUAUCUGUCACACACACACACACACACACACACACAAAGAGAGAGAUGAAAGCUCUUUCCCUUAUCUCACCCCAGUCAUCACAUUUUGCCUGUUUUGUAGUCCAGCGCUCUCCUCUCCCUCAGUCCAUUUUGUUUUCUCUCCUUUCAUUUUGAUUACUUCUGUCGUUUGAUGGUUUAUUUGGUUUUAGCAAGUACAGAACAAUCUGAAUUACAGAAACCUCUUUGCCAUCAAGUUGAAAGUACAUCCACUUCAAGUGUUUAUGUGUAACCUGCCAGACAAAAAGUGAAAUGAUCAUGCACUCAGGGUGAUCAGAGUUUGAUUUGUUUUGUAAUAUUGAUGGCUCUUUGACAAAUAAGAAAUUCCCUGAGGUUAAAGUGACAGGUUAUUUUUAAGAGGACAUGAAUAUGUGCGCCAAAGGUUUUUGGAAAGUUGUAGAUAUUUCACUCAAGCAUCAAACAAAAGUGGUAUAACAUGGACAGCCAUGAUUGCCAGAAUAAGAUGAUGGGGUUUUACACAGGGUGCGUAAAAAGUUUGACCAACUAAUUCAAUCACUCAUCCACGCCGCAGGCAAUACUCGAUUAAGUCCCCAAGAUGGCCGACUCUGCAGAGGAAGAGGCUGACCUCCGGCUUGCCAUGAGGCUUACCAGGCUAAACAGGCUCGGCAUUCAUGGUUAAAUGUUGCUUGUGCACAGCUGUCUGCUAUGUAUAACCAUCUCUUGAUGAAAAACCUGAUGCCAACAGCGAGCACAAGCAAAAAUGCAAGAACCAGAACACUGAAUGCUUGAGUGUUUGCAUGACAGAAUAUAAUCUGUCAAAUCCUUCUGUCUGAGUCAAGACUAGUGGACUUUUUUCAAAAAGCUGCCGGAAAAAAUUAGAGAGCCUGAAACUCCUGCCAGCUCAUGCACAUUGAAAAACUCAGACAGUCCCCAAAGUCUGGAGGAUUCAUCUUCAAGGGACCACAAAUGUCUUUGUAAAAGAAAACUUCAAAGUAGGAAACACUUGCUUAAAUUUUUAGUAAUCGUUUGUCUUUUGUCUUUGCAGGACAAAACAAGCUGGGACUGGGACCCACGCUGCCAGGUCCAGAGCUUGGCCCUGUGUGUGGAUGUGUGUGUGAGUGUGUGAAUAUGUGUGUGUGAUUUUUUAUAAGUGUGUUUUAAGACACUGAGUGCCUUCAGCGUGAGAGUACAUCUUCCCGUGUGAGUCUCAGGAUGAAGACCAUCGCUCUAUUAUGUCUCCUGAUACUUGUGGAGGUCAGAGCCUCUCGAUUCACCCGCGACUCCCAAAGCAGCCCUGAACCUUCAGAGCUCUCCAAGAACAACGCCUCUGUGCCCCUUCCACCUCUACAGCCUGCUCGGCCGAGGGGGCCCUUCCCCCCCAUGUGCAUAAAGCCUACAGAGAUCAAGCAUGCAUUUAAGUAUGUGAACACCAUCGUUUCCUGUCUGAUCUUUGUGGUGGGGAUCAUCGGCAACUCCUCGCUGCUCAGGAUCAUAUAUAAAAACAAGUGCAUGAGGAACGGACCCAACGUCCUGAUUGGCAGCUUGGCUCUGGGGGACCUGCUUUAUAUCAUCAUCGCGAUCCCUAUCAAUGUGUUUAAGGUGACCGAAAACCUUCAUUUGUGUCUGUCUCUGUUUGUUUCUGGUGUUUUUCUGAUUUCUAUAAGUGAUAAAAACCUUGUGCAUCAUUUUUUCAAAACUGAUUAUUACAUGUCAGUCACAUAUCAAGUCAUAAUAUUGCCCAAAUUCCCAAAGUAUGCAAAAACAAAAGUUCAGAGCCUUCUUCUUUUUUUUUUUUGUAUGGUUUAAGCUAAUUAGCCCUUGUUUGAGUCUAAUACAUUGUGACUUGACUCUAAAUGAACCUGGCAUCACUGUUUGGCCCUGUGCUGAUUUCGAUGUUUGAAAUUCUUUUCUUGGCACAGUCUGUGAGUUUUUAAGAGUUUAUUUCCUCCACUUCUCCUUAUCCAGUGUGCUCACUGUGGUUUUCUUAAUUCUCUUAUUCAUUACAGGCUGUAGAGGCUAUUUCACCUGUACUUCAGGGGAUAUAUCACAUUAAAUAAAACCAUUAAAAACAGUUGUGAGUCAGAAGCAGUUGGAAACCUGAAUCGUGUCAUUAGAGUGAUAACUGCGUGCUUGUUUCGAAAUUUGCUUCUUUUUUUUUUGAGUAUGCCAUAAAAAUUCCAGCAGGCUCCUGCAGUCUCUGCCAAAACCUGAAACUCAGCUUGCUGCAGCAACCCCAUAUCCAAAAAGAAAGAUAAAAAACAUGAUGUGAAAGUGGUCUUUUUUUUCUCCAUCUGAUAAGAGGCUUUUCACUUUAACAAACUGGACUGUUCUGCAUGUUUGAUCAUGGCCAAAUAAAGUAAAAAUCUGCCUUAUUUAUAUUCUCCUCUUAAAAGAGACUUACCGUUUAGAUUUUUGUGACAGCCUCAAAGUGUGAGUGAAAACAAAAGAUGAUAGUAAUAAAAUGUGAUGAGGAACAGCAUCAGCUGUAAUGAGAACAGACUUUGUUUUAACAACUAGAAACUCAUGAAACCUGAUAACAAGAGAGCUGUGCUGCUCUAAGAGCAGCUGAUUAGGAAGCACUCGUUAUGAGAAUUAUUGAUGGAUUUGUUGUUGGAGAUCUUGACCUGAUGCUGAACUGAUUUUAUGUCUCCUGGGCGUGAGGAGAGAGGAAGUAGAGAGUAUUUAUUUAGGCUGCAGUGAUAAUCAAAGACAGAGCAAAGAAAGCAACCUUUCAUGAGUGUCAAACAGGCCUUCCCUUGUGGCUUUAUAGGUGACACUUCCCACAGCACUCUCUCUUUAAACAACCCCUUGGUCUUUCUGUCUUCUCUUCUGUAGCUUAUAGCUGAGGAUUGGCCGUUUGGCGUGUACAUCUGUAAACUGUUCCCGUUCAUCCAGAAAGCUUCUGUAGGAAUCACUGUCCUCAGCCUGUGUGCACUCAGCAUUGACCGGUAAGUGGACACUGACUCGUCACACAUGACAAAUACCACUUCUAAGAGCUGCUAAUGCAUUUACCUUUGUUUGUGUAGCUACCAUGCAGUGACGUCGUGGAGUAGAGUGAAGGGCAUGGGGAUUCCUCUGUGGAAAGCAGUGGAGGUGACUCUGAUCUGGCUGGUUGCAGUGUUGCUGGCAGUCCCAGAGGCACUGGCAUUUGACAUGCUGGAGAUGCCGUACAGAGGCAACAAGCUCCGUGUGUGUAUGCUACCUCCACAACAGACCAGCAGCUUUAUGAAGGUGAGGGCUUGGUGAGAAGUACAACUUUGACCACACUUUAAAACUUUAAGUUUUGAUGUCGCGGUGUACAAAGAAAUCAGAGGUUUGUCAUUUAAUCUUAUUGUGGAUUAUUAUUCACUAAUGUAUAAGCAGCCAUUGAAUCUGAAAGUUUCAUAGUGGCUAAGAUAACUGUGUUGGUCUGAUAUUACUGUCACUUUGUGAAAAUUCCCUUUGGUGUCAAUCAGCGUAAAAGAAAACUAAAGACACGUCUUCAUCUGCAUGGUUUGAUUGAAGCUCUUCUCCUAUUUUCAUACGUUCAUAUGUUUACAGUAAUAGAUGAAAUAUGGUGGUCUAAAUAGUCAAAACUGUAGGCUCUCUCUCUUUUUAAAGGUAUUUUGAUAGAUGGUUAUACUAACACACUGAAACGUUUACAAUGACAUCACAGCGAUGGUAUUUGGAGACAUGUUUACGACUAAGUAGCCUGUUUGAUCCAUGAUAGCAUUUGUUCGAAAGCGGUUAACUUAAUAAGCUAAUACACUUACAGCGAUUAAGCGCCCAAGAAAUUAUCCCCUGAUGGGAAUGUGCUUAGUUUUGUGGCAUUUUGAUCAGCAUUAGCUUUGACCUUUUUUUCACUUUCUUGGACUCGAGGAGGAGUACAUCUGAACACACAGGCAUCUUUCCUUGAGGAAACCAUGACUACAAAUUUUAAAAUCAUCUCAGCAGAUCUGGUUUGAAGUUCAAACGCUUAAGUAAUUAUCUGACAUCAUUCCUACACCUUUUAUAUAGGGGGAAAAAAUGCUUUAAACUCAAAGGAACUAUGUGGAAUAUGUCAGCUAUAGGAAAAAAAACAGCUCUGUAAAUUAUAACCUUGAAUACUUUCAUGUUCCUUCCGGGAAAAUGUGAUUAGUGUAUAAACGUACUUUGGCAAGGACUGUAGUAAUGUAUCAAGUCAAUAUGUUUGAGAUGGACUACAUUCUCAUAUGGUCAGAAUAUCCUGCACACCAGUUCAGGUCUGUUCGAUAAGGCCAAGUCACACCAAAUUGAUGGUUAUUGCUCAACCUGCGCUCAAGGCUACUUUCAACUCUGAGCAUUGCCAGGAUGUUUGCUUUGACGCCCAGAUCCUCAACAGCACCAGAUUAGUCUUUCUCCAAUCAGGAUCUGUUUUUCUGUGUGAAGAUGUGCCAGCAAGUAGGUAAUAAGUGCUUCUAAAUCAUCUCAACGUGGCUGUUCCUCACAUUCGUGGUAUGCAGCUGCACAGCUCGACAAAAAUUCAAAGUGAUAUUUCCAAUAUGUGAACACUUCAAGUUCAUUUGAACCAGAGAGGCCACAAGUAAAUACAGAUUCAUGUUGAAAAUGAGGCGAAAGUUUGUUCCAUGUUUCCAUUUUGAGUUUUUCACUUGUGAUUUUUCGAUUAUAACAGAAACAUAAGGAGACGCCUGAGAUGGUAAACUACUGUGUAAAUGUGUAAUUUAUGUAGACCGCAUCCUUGAUUCAUUGAAAAAACAGGUUUUGAGCACAGACAGAAGUUACUACUUCUGCCAAAUAGUGAUGGGCACAGCAGUUCUUUUAGAUGUACCGAAUCACUAGAAUCAGUUCACUAAAAAGAGUCGUUCUCUGUAAACUGGGCUUAGUGAGUGAUUCGUUCACUGAAUGUUUACCCCACAGUACAUUCAGUGGAGAAUGAAACUGUGGGUAUUAUACACUACCUUUUACAUGCUGUGUCCUACUGUAUGCAAGUUGUUGUGGUGGUAACUUAGCAGAGUUAAAAAAAAAAAAAAAGUCAGUUUUCUCUGAGAUACACUUAAACAAGACACACCCUUAUCUCCCUCUGUCGCUCCUGUCAAGAGCUUGCUACAGCUGGUGAGUCUCACUGUCUUCCCAUUACUACCAGUCGAACGUUUUAAGUUUGUUUAAUUAGGAACUAAAUCUGUUAAAACAAAGGGGAACAGCGGGAGCCAUGAAAGUGUAUCCCUCAGACAAAAAUGAUUCCAGAGAGUGUAGUUCACUGCGUAAUUCGUUCACCAGGUGAUUCAGACGUCAGUGCGUGCGGUCCCUUGCUCGCCGGCUGCUCACCCGGCAAUGCUGUGUGCUUCGAAGACACUUGAACUGAAGUGAGAAACGAACAAAUCACUUGAGGAAGUGAUUCUAUUCAGUACAUUCACUGAAAAGAUUUGGUUCUUUUGAAGGAAUCAUUCGUGAACAACACAACACUACUGCCUAAGUCUUUGAGCUUAAUCAAACUCAGUUUUAAUUUUUAGGAAUAAAAUACCUGAUAUUGACUCCACUUCCUGUCUGCAUUAGCCUUUGACUGUUUUAGUGAGCUGGAAUUUAAGGUUUUCAUGAGUUAGGUUGAGUCACAUUUUCUGACUGAGUUUUUUUCUUCAUCUUUCAGUUCUACCAUGAUGUGAAAGACUGGUGGCUGUUUGGUUUCUAUUUCUGCCUCCCUUUGGCCUGCACAGGAAUCUUCUACACGCUCAUGUCCUGUGAGAUGCUCAGUCGCAAAAAAGGCAUGCGCAUCGCACUCAACGACCACAUGAAACAGGUACACAGGAUUAAGUUAAGACUGCAGGGCCUCUUAACCAUAAAUAAAACUGCUCUCAGUGACGUGGAUCUUUAUUUUUGUGUGCGCAGCGGAGGGAAGUAGCAAAGACAGUGUUCUGCCUGGUGUUGAUUUUUGCUCUCUGCUGGCUGCCGCUUCAUCUGAGCCGUAUACUGAAGAAAACAAUCUACGACGAGUAUGACCCCAACCGCUGUGAACUGCUCAGGUAGGCACGCAGUGGCGGCAAGAGACGCAGAUAAAGUGCAAACAUCCAUUGUUCUCAGCUCUGUGACUUCCUGUAGUCUUUACUAUGCCCUUUGCCCUUUUUCCCUGCCAGCUUCCUGUUAGUGAUGGACUACAUCGGCAUCAACAUGGCCUCGCUUAACUCUUGCAUCAACCCCAUUGCCCUCUACUUUGUCAGCCAGAAGUUUAAAAACUGCUUCCAGGUAAGAGGGCUCAAACUGUCAGAGACAGUAAAACAUUUUAAGAGUCAGUCGUCAACAGGAGAGCAACAGCUUGUAUUCACGUGUCUUUGUGUGUGUGUGUUUUGUUUCACAGUCUUGCUUGUGCUGCUGGUGCUACAGAACAUCCCCCCUGGAUGGACCUGGUUCAGGAGGACGCUGGAAAGGCUCUUGUCAAGGAAAUGGACUAGACCGCUCCAGCUCCCGCUCCAGUCAGAAAUACACAAGCUCUUCAUAGACACACAGACGCACGCUCAUCGCACUCAUCUUCUGCCAAAACCAUGUUUCUGACAGUGUCCAACAUGGAGAAACAGCUGUGUCACUGCCAAACAGAUCCCGAUGACGAGUGGGGGGGUGGGGUGGGGGGGGUGGUUGGAGAGGCCUCUUGGUGGUGGAUGCAGAGCAGACUAAUACAAGACCGAUCAAUCAAAACUGAUAAUUGAAAUAACAGGACUGUCACUGUUCAGACUGAAAUACUCACUGCAAACAAAGCAGGGAGACCAAAGCUACAUUCAUGUGUUCAUAUGGAGAGACCUGACAGUCUGUCAUGGCUAAAAAUACACUUACGAGGAAUGUUAAUCAGAUCCACACCAGAGUCUGUGUACAGGAUUAUUGAUAUGUAUGAUACUAUCGAGUCUUAGUGUGUCAUGUAUGGAUAACAGGACCGACACAGGAAAACAUUAAUGUACAAACACAAUAGCCGUUCAAUUUACUGCAUGAUGUCACCACGCUCCCUCCCAUGCCCUGGUGACAUCAUACCAGAGUAAAAUGGGCCCCACUGUGUCUAACAACCAUUGGGAGAGUCAAACAUCGAACAUCUGUUAUCUGGAAAUCAUUGCUGCUUCAAGUGGUCAUAUGGAGGGCAGCUGUUGUCCAAGAAAGCUGAAAGACACCAGCUGAUUCCCAUCAUACUGCCGGAAAGGUCAUUAUCAGAACCUGCACUAUGGCUGCGUUCAUGCUGUGACAAGUGGUCUCUGUUUCCACUUAAAGAGAAAGUCUUAACCUUUCUGUGACGAUGUAGCUUCUAUUUUUCUACGAGAAUACCACAAAAUACUCCCAGGUCUGUUCGUCUGCUUUUUCCAAACCGCAGUAUCUAUUUAUGAAUGCCAAACACUCUGUGGUCCUGUUACGAAGAUGUUACUGUGGCAGGAAAUUACUCUGAAAAUGACUUCUGAGAGCUGCUUAAGGAAUAUAUUUUCUAAAACGUAUUCAUUCAAAAGCUUUAAGAAAGGAAGGAAAGAGAAAUCCUGUACAGAUGGUUGUUUUUAAGAGCUGAAUAUUUUUACUGAAGAUUGAAGGAAAUCUUUUUUCUACAAUAAUAAUCAGAAAUUAUUUAGGUAUUUUUUUCUUUCAAUAUAAUAGAGGAUUUUUAGCUGACAAUAUGUGUUUAAACAGCAAUGUGAAGAUGGCUAUUUCACAGUGAAAGAACGAAAAAACACCAAGAGAUCCAAGUAUUUUUUAAUCACUAAGAUUUAGAGGUCUGCCGCCAAAGUUAGCUGCAAGUCAAGUGCUCAUUAGUCACAUACUUGUGACAAAUCAUGUGAUACUAACAAAAAGAGAAAAAACCUUUCACACAGUUUUUGGCUCCACAAGCUGGAAAACUGCAGGUGGUGUCUGAUAACAAGCCUCUAAAACUAUCAGAGAGAAUAUGCAGAUGAUUUGUUAUUUGUUUUAUCUUUUGGGAAAAUAUGCAUGUUCUGAUUGAUUGGCUGCAGAAUGAAGAAGUAAAAUGGAGAUAUUUAAAGUUGUCUGGAAAACUGGGUAAAAAAGCCAAAUCCGUGUCGAGGAACCUGACAAGGUGUUUGUUUACACUGAAGCAUUUUGAAAUAGUGUUGAUCCAUGUACUAUGAUGUUUAAAUGAAUAGGGUUUGUUAAGACUCUACCUUGUUGAUCAUGCUGUAUGCUAUCUCAGAACUCAUGGACAGCUGCAGCCGACUGUGAUAACACCUCAUGGUCAACUGCAUGACUCAUCUGAUAGCCACAUUACAGAUGAAGGAUAUCCAGACCAAAAGUAUCCUUGUCUGUGUGAGCCUCAUUGUUGACUGUGGGGUUAGCGACUUCAGACAUGAAGUUGAGUUCAUCAUGGAUUGAAUUGUGUUCAGCCUUCCCAGCUGUCCACUCACACUGUUUUCCCCCAUUCAUACAAAAUCUGCUACAACUAUACUCAGACCUGAAACCAGAACAGCCAUGACACUGAAACAUGGUUCCCCUUCAUGCUGCAUUCAAAUAAAGAUAUGUUUAUAGAAACGUAUACACUCCACAUAUUGCUGUAUAUCAUCAUCAGUCUGGUUUUAGAUACAUCUUUGAGCAACUGUGUGCUGGGCAGUAUAAGCAGCUUUGUGCCUGUCUAUGGGGGCAAGCUACUGAGAUGGAAAAUAAACUGUAAUGUGAAUACUUAGUCUGCUUUUUUCAGUUACAUUUAAUGUUUUUGUUUUCCUGAGAGUAUGUAUUAAAUACAAUUUUCUAGCAUUUAUUUGUUUGAGAUAUUUGCAUAUGGUGCAUGUAUUCAAGGUCAUUUUUGGCCACUAACAAUGUAUUCCCACCAUUGCUGAUAAAAUAUUUACUUUUGUACAAUAAAUCUGUAUAUAUGGGAG